CAUACUCCUUUUCAUUCAACAAAUAUCUAAAUUCACAUUGGUUUCUCGAAUAAAAAGAAGAAAAAGAUAAAACUUCAGAAUAUCUAUCAUCAGAAAAAUGGCUGAUCAAAGUGGUGGCAAUACUUUCUCAAAUGGGAAUAUGGAGAAAGGGAGGGAUGCUCCAAAAAAUGUUCAAUUGGGCACACUUUCUUUUAGUCAAAUGCAUUCACUUAAUGCUAUUUGUGACACUUUCUUGCCAUCCAUUGAUGCUAAUUCUCUUCAUCAAGAGGAUAUGGAUAAUUCUGUCAUCAAAUUCCUUCACACUUCUGCCUCCAUGAAUGGAACUCCUCAACAUGUAGCAUGGAUGAUAAGUGAAAGAUUUCAACAUCCAACGCUAAAGUUGGGCAAAUUAGCUCUAUGGCUCCUAUCAACAAGGAUAGGAACUUUCAUACUUUGUGGUAAGGCAAGCUUGUCGAGCCAAUUCCCAUACUUGCAAAACUUCUCUAAGGUCUCACCAAAUAAGAGAGAAGAAAUAGUUCAAUCAUGGUCAUGCAGCAACUUCAAACUCAUCAAGGUUUUCUAUGUUGCCAUGAAAGUUCUAACUCUCUUUGUAUUCUUCACUCAGGUGAAUGACAAAAACCAGAACCCAUCAUGGAAAGCACUUGGCUACUGUGGACAAGAUCCAGAAUUCAAGAAGCAAGAACAAGAAAAAACGAACAAACAUGGAGAAUUUUCAGACAAAGAAGAAGAACAGCUAUAUGGACCACUUUACAAAGGGAUCAUUACUCUAAAACAACCACAAAAAUUCCUAUUCAACAAGCUCCAAAACCUAGGGUUUUCAGUCUCAAGACCAAAUCUAACAAAGAGAAGCUCAUCAUCAAGUUGUCCUUCUUUCAUCAUUGAAUGUGAUGCAGUGGUAGUUGGUUCGGGCUCUGGUGGUGGAGUUAUAGCUGGUGUUCUUGCAAAAGCUGGACACAAAGUUCUAGUCUUAGAAAAAGGAAGUUAUAUUGCUAGAACAAAUCUUUCCCUUCUUGAAGGUCCUUCGAUGGAUCAAAUGUACCUUGGAAAUGGACUAAUAAUAACCAAUGACAUGGAUUUUUUUCUCCUAGCGGGGUCCACGGUUGGUGGUGGCUCGACGAUAAAUUGGUCGGCUUCAAUUGACACUCCAUCACACGUUCUAAAAGAUUGGUGCAACAUCUAUGAACUGGAAAUGUUCCAAAGCGAAUCCUACAAGGAGGCAUUGAAAAUUGUUCGUGAGAAAAUGGGAGUUCAAAAUGAGGUUGAUGAGGAAGGUUUUCAAAACAUGAUUUUGAGAAAAGGGUGUGAAGAAUUAGGGUACCCUGUGGAAAAUAAACCAAGAAAUGCACCGUCAGAUCAUUAUUGUGGAUGGUGUAGCAUGGGAUGUAAAGAUGGCAGGAAAAAAGGCACAAAUGAGACAUGGCUAUUGGAUUUAGUGAAAUCAGGCAAUGGUGCAAUAAUUCAAGAAUGUGAAGCUCUACAAGUAAUCCAUGAACAACAAAAUUAUAACCCUAGAAGUAAAGCUCUUGGAGUGGCUUGUGAAUUUCAACAUGAAGGGGAAAAAGAAAUUUUCAUGGUGAAAUCCAAAGUCACAAUUGUAACUUGUGGUGCGCUAAGCACCCCUUCAUUGCUCAAGAGAAGUGGUUUAAGGAAUCCGAAUAUUGGCAAAAACUUACACAUCCAUCCGGUUGUUUUGGCGUGGGGACACUUUCCAGAUAAAGACACUGACAGCGUGAAAAAUUUAAUUAAAGUAUGGCCAGAGGCAGAGAAGAAGAGUUACGAAGGAGGAAUAAUGUCCGCAAUGUCUAAAGUCGUCGCGAAUUUCGAGGAAUCGGGCUACGGUGCGGUGAUACAAACACAAACAUUGCACCCUGGCAUGUUCUCAAUGGUAAUGCCAUGGAUUUCAGGCCUUGAUAUCAAGAUGAGAAUGUGCAAAUAUUCAAGAACUGCACAUAUAUUUGCUUUGGCAAGAGAUAAGGGCUCAGGAGAAGCACUUUCACCAUAUUCAGGAACUUACAAGAUGGAUAAAAUUGAUGAGGAAAAUCUAAAGGUCGGUCUAGAGAAGCUGUUAAGAAUCUUGGCAGCUGCUGGAGCAGAAGAAAUUGGAACUCACCAUGGAACAGGAAGGAAAUUGAAGGUGAAAGAAGCAAAUUUUGAUGAAUUUGAGAGUUUUGUGAAAGAAGAAAGUUCAAGAGAAUUUAAAAAUCUCUCACUACCUAUAUGUUCAGCACAUCAAAUGGGAAGUUGUAGAAUGGGAGUGGAUUCAAAAAUAUCAGUUGUUAACCCUAAAGGAGAGACAUGGAAAGUAGAUGAUUUGUUUAUUGGUGAUACAAGUGUUUUUCCAACUGCACUUGGUGUGAAUCCAAUGGUAACUGUUCAGGCAAUUUCUUAUUGCACUGCACAAAAUGUGCUUCAAGUUCUUCAGAACAAGAAGGAAUUAUUGCUAAUGGAUUAAGGAUGAAUUGGGAU
This is a messenger RNA of Lycium ferocissimum, 2466 nucleotides long. RefSeq names its product long-chain-alcohol oxidase FAO4A-like. Lineage: Eukaryota; Viridiplantae; Streptophyta; Magnoliopsida; Solanales; Solanaceae. Gene Ontology annotation, molecular function: flavin adenine dinucleotide binding; long-chain-alcohol oxidase activity. The record is from RefSeq and is a predicted model, not a curated record.